Molecule: messenger RNA, 523 nt
Organism: Owenia fusiformis
Lineage: Eukaryota; Metazoa; Annelida; Polychaeta; Sabellida; Oweniidae
Source: the annotation of a GenBank genome assembly
UUAGGAUGCACCAAUAACCAACAGGAGGCAGGUAGUAGCUGCCAAAAUUAUGAAGUGAGAUAUUACUGUUCAGACAAAAGAUGUACUGAGAGAUGCCGUGCUGAUGUUGACUGCUUGAUGUACAAAGGGGGAAAUAGAAAAUACUGCACAUCAGGGGGACUAGUGACCCUUGUGAAAGGCUACUGCGAACCACAGAAGGUUGAUGGCGAACAAUGCUCUCGUCAUCAAGAAUGUAAAAAGGAUAGAUUCUGCAAAAAUGCAAUAUGCAAAGCGGCAGAAGAAGCUGUUACAUGUACUAUUUCGUGUGUAGGCCCUUAUCCCAAAAACCCACAGAAGAUCAAGGUUGGUGAUAACAUAACUGUCACAUACUCAUGCACCUUUGUUAGAGAAGGACCACAAGGACCAAUGUUCAUUGAAGCAGAACUUACUGUAAAUAGAAAGAUAAAAGUUGUAUCAGGGUCGGGCAUCUCACCAUUGACGCUCAGUGGACAGCAUACUAUAAUAGCACGUGGAGGAAUUUUCA